Molecule: messenger RNA, 679 nt
Organism: Nerophis ophidion (straightnose pipefish)
Lineage: Eukaryota; Metazoa; Chordata; Actinopteri; Syngnathiformes; Syngnathidae
Product: type-2 ice-structuring protein-like
Exons: 6
Coding region: 1-600 (199 amino acids)
Molecular function (GO): signaling receptor activity
Source: RefSeq, a predicted model, not a curated record
AUGACCACAUCACCAGAUCCUCAGGCCUGGCAAACACCACCUUGCAAGGUGGCAGGAGACGAGGAUGGGAAGAUAACCACAGCAGGAGAGAAAGACGAGCAUUGGCUGCAGCUCCGAGCUAAGAUGAGGCCCUCAACAACAGACGCGCUUGCUGCAUCUCUGCUUUGCACCAUGAUGGCACUGACUGCAGUCGACGGACACAUCUUGUCCAACAGUUCUUGUCCUGGCAAUUGGACCGAUUCAGGGGACCGCUGUUUCCGCUUACUUCCCAAGCCCAUGAUCUGGUCUACAGCUCAGAAACAUUGUCAGGCCAUGGAGGCCAACCUUGCAUCAGUACACAACUUUAGCGAGGUGGACUUUAUUCAUCGCAUGGCAGGAAACCAGACGCCUGUGUGGAUUGGAGGCUCGUCUUGCCAAGAGAAAAAUGUGUGGCUCUGGAGUGACGGAACUAAACUCGACUAUACGUACUGGUGUCCAGGUCACCCAAAACCAGACUCAGAUGGGUGCUGUCUAUAUAUUUCUCCUAAAGAUGGAAAGUGCUGGGAAGAGUUUGCAUGUAACAACCUCUACCCCUCAGUCUGUGUCAUGAAGCAUACUUAACAGAGCCCUCGAGUACAGAAAGAAUUAAACAAUGUCAGUGCCUCUGACAAUUGGGAAUACAUUAAAAUUGUCUACAAGA